UCUUGGGCCGUUCCCUAGGUGAUUUCAUCCCGCAAAAUGGGUGAACCUCAGCAAGUGAGCGCUCUACCGCCGCCGCCCAUGCAGUAUAUAAAGGAGUACACGGAUGAAAAUAUCCGCAAGGGUCUGGCCCCGAAGCCGCCUCCCCCUGUGAAGGACAGUUACAUGAUGUUUGGGAACCAGUUCCAGUGUGAUGACCUGAUUAUUCGGCCCUUGGAAAGCCAAGGUAUUGAGCGGUUACAUCCCAUGCAGUUUGAUCACAAGAAGGAGCUAAGGAAACUUAAUAUGUCUAUUCUGGUCAACUUCUUGGACCUCUUGGAUAUCUUGAUAAGGAGUCCGGGGAGCAUAAAGCGAGAAGAGAAGCUGGAAGACUUAAAACUGCUUUUUGUGCACGUCCAUCACCUUAUAAAUGAGUAUCGCCCUCACCAAGCGAGGGAGACCCUGCGGGUCAUGAUGGAGGUGCAGAAACGUCAGCGUCUGGAAACAGCGGAGCGAUUUCAGAAGCACUUGGAGCGAGUUGUGGAGAUGAUUCAGAACUGCCUGGCCUCCUUGCCUGACGAUCUGCCUCACGCCGAGGGAGGGCUCAGAGUGAAGGCAGAGCCCAUGGAUGUCGAUGAUGGCAACUGCUGCCUUGGACAGAGUGAAAAGCAGAGGGAGCGCUCUGCUUGCAAGAGAGAUCAGGUUUUAGACAAAGAUGCAGCAAUGUGUAGCAUUAUUGAUGAAAUGACAUGAAAAAAAAACUUUUUUAACUACCUUACUGUAGCAAGGGGCAGAAUGAAUUCUAACGGUA
This is a messenger RNA of Tinamus guttatus (white-throated tinamou), 787 nucleotides long. RefSeq names its product mediator complex subunit 7 (gene MED7). The record is from RefSeq and is a predicted model, not a curated record. Gene Ontology annotation, cellular component: mediator complex. Gene Ontology annotation, biological process: regulation of transcription by RNA polymerase II. Lineage: Eukaryota; Metazoa; Chordata; Aves; Tinamiformes; Tinamidae. Gene Ontology annotation, molecular function: transcription coregulator activity.